AUGGUAAAAUGCUAAUUUAAGGAUAUUACAAUCAACAAACCCAAAGAUUGCAAUAUACAGAAUUUAAAAAUUUUAUAGACAAUAAAACAGAUGGAAUAAAUGAUGCAUAAAUAUAAGCAUAAUUUAAAAUAUUUGACAAAAAUAGAAGUGGAACUAUUUCUUAUGAAGAGUUCAUUGCCAUAUUUGCUUAAAUUAGGCACAUUAAAUCUGAUUAAAUCAGCAAACUCUUAUAGUAGAAGAGUGUUAAUUCAUAAGGAAGCAAUUAAAGCAAACAGUAGUAAUUGUUCUGACUUUCAACGUAAGAUAAGAAAUGAAUCCAAUUGCAAAUCAACUAAAUAUUAAUAUAGACUUAUAUGUGAAAGAUACUAAAAAAGUUUAAGAUUUAAAUUUUGA
Tetrahymena thermophila SB210 is the source of this 393-nucleotide messenger RNA. RefSeq lists its product as hypothetical. Lineage: Eukaryota; Ciliophora; Oligohymenophorea; Hymenostomatida; Tetrahymenidae. The record is from RefSeq and is a predicted model, not a curated record. The transcript has a single exon.